Molecule: messenger RNA, 2135 nt
Organism: Ilyonectria robusta
Lineage: Eukaryota; Fungi; Ascomycota; Sordariomycetes; Hypocreales; Nectriaceae
Exons: 1
Coding region: 452-1906 (484 amino acids)
Source: RefSeq, a predicted model, not a curated record
GUAGCAUGUGUGGGGGAAAGGACGUCUCCUCAUCCCAGCUCAACCACAUGCUGGGUCGGUCGACGUAGUGGUAGAAUAGACCUGUUAUAUGCAUGCCGCAGAGUACAAACGCACCAAUGCGAUGCUCUGGGACUAUCGCGUUAGAGGGGAGGCUCGUGCGCGUUCUUUUGUCGUGCCGUUUACUUUACGCGCUACCUACACGCAAGAACGCGCCUGGAAAGACAACCUCAUCUCCCCUCCAACGCCAAACCUCCACCUUUCUCCCACUUUCCAAUUUCCAUCUUCCCCUCAACUGUCGCAUUCGGUCACCAUUUCCUUGUCUCUCUUCAACCUCAGUCGUCACUUUCCGCAUUGCACGCACAGCCGCCUCCGUCUCUCAUCGCAACAACAGUUACAACCGGCUCGCUUCCUUCUCUGAUUAGUCCCACCCCGACCCGAGAAAAUUCUCGAGAUGCCUCGACCGGCAAAGCGCAACCACGCCGCCACGGCUGCGACAAGCCAGCGCAUCAACAGCUUCGCACGUGUAUCCAAGGGCCAGGCCUUCCCUGAUGCUGCCAUCAAGAAGAUUGCCGUUGAGCCUGCCCCGACAACCACGGUUACGACGAGGAAGAGAAAGGCCGCCACUGUCAAGGAGGACGCCCAUCCCCGAGUCGCACCCCGAACCACCUCCUUCGCUCCCAGCAGCGACGAUGAGGGUGCUCCCACCAAACGUGCCUGUCGCCGUCAGGAACCCCAGUCUACGACUCCGUCAUCAGUUCGAGCCAUCAUCAAAGGCAAGCGCACAGCCAAGACCACGCCGUCAAGAGCCACUACUGCCCACAAGCCCAGUGAAUCAACCAUCAUUUCCAAGACGAGACGGCAAGGCAAGACGGUUCAAACUAAACUCGAUGGCGUCUUCAAGAAACUAAACAAAGCGGAUGGAGAUGAAAAUGCUCUUCCUCCUCAUCUGGCCGAGCUGGUCGAUUUGCACCGGGCGUUUGUCAAGACUAUCAUGAUUCAAUUUGCUCACAACGGCACCGCGGUACCAAUUGACAUCCGCACUCUGAGUCCCCAUAUUUCUCGCUCCUGGGGAAAGCGACAGGUCACAGUCGAGGACAUUCGAAGAUGUAUCGCCAUCCAAUCAUCCACCAAGCACAACACAGUCUCCCCCUUUAUAGUUUCCGACUAUGGUCGAGGAAGAGUCUGCGUCGAACUAGCCCCUCGCGAAGAUGCCACACCCAUCAACGAAGAGCGUCUUUACAGGCAGUUUGGGGAAAACUUGCAGGCUCUCUGCACAGAGAAGGCUACCGAUGAGAUGACCGAUGUUGAUAUUCCCCUCGGGAGCCUUUCGCUCAGUGAUCUCCCCCAGGUUGCCAUCAAAAACAUGACGACGUAUACCAAGGCGAACCCUCUGCUAGCCAAAGGACAGCAGGCACUGUCAGAGCUCAAGAACGGCAUUGCCGCAAAACAGCAGGAGAAGGAGGCCAAGCAGGCGGCGAUCGCCAACAAUCCUCUUCUAAACCCCGACGGCACUAAAAUGAGCCUUCUCGACCGGCUCCGCAUGAAGCAACUCGCCAAGGCCAACGGGCCCCUCCCCCCCUCUGGCCCCGAGCUCCAGCGCCGUGCAGCACUCAACCGAGUCUCAGAUGUGGCUGCCACGAUCUCGAUGCUUAGUCUCUCGAACCCGAUGUCUCUGCCCCGUCAGGCAUUCACAAUGGCCGGUAUCUUGGAGAAGCUCAAGGACUCACUCCGAACGCCGAUGUCCACCCAGGAGGGAACUGCCUGUAUUCGGCUCAUUGCAACCGAGGUAGCUCCUGAGUGGCUACGAAUUGUCGCCAUUGGCGGCAGGGAAAAUGUCGUAGUCCAACGGAACUCGCAACCCGUGGACAGGAUCAUUCAGGAACGGGUGCACAAGUUGUUGGCUUGAACCAAAUGCAUUGUGGAGUUCGAGCGCAUGUUGGUUGGAUCUAUGGAUACCCGUGAUGGAAAGACUGUAUUUUGUAUUCUGGAGAAGUGGGCGUUGUGGCAUGGUAUUAUUGCAUAGCAUUGUGUUGUGUUGCAUUUACAGAGCAUAGGCAAGGCGUCUGGCGUUUAAACAUGCCAUAUUUAUUAGAACCUGACCAAAGAGUUACAGUUGUGGAUAGAAACAUAAUGGA